UAGUCUGAAAUUUGUUUUGAGCGGCGACCGAACGUGUCACGGAGAGCUCGUAACGUGGUCGAAACGCGUUUCGUUUGCAAACAACAAAUUGAACAGAGUUUGUGGCCUUUUAGAUUCAAAGACAAAGACCCACCGAAAGUAACAUGUCCAAGCCCGUACCAAUGAGUCCGUCCUUUGCGGACGAGGAUCUGCACAACUUAAGGAAGCCCAAACCCUUCAACCUAGGCCAGUUCUUAUAUAAUUCUGAGGAUGGCACCGUUAUGGGCCGCGAUCGUUCGUCAUGGGCCAAAAUCGGAAUCUUCUAUGUGGCCUUCUAUGGAGUCCUCGCCGCCCUGGUGGCCAUCUGCAUGUGGGCCUUCUUCCAAACACUCGAUCCUCGCAUUCCCAAGUGGACCCUUGACCGUUCCCUGAUUGGCACAAACCCAGGUCUGGGUUUCCGCCCCUUGCCCCCGGUCGAUAACGUGGAAAGCACUUUGAUCUGGUACAAGGGCACUCAGCAUGAAAACUACAAACACUGGACAGAUUCUCUAGACGACUUUCUCGCGGUUUACAAAGUACCUGGAUUAACACCUGGCCGUGGUCAGAACAUCUACAACUGCGACUAUAACGAACCGCCACCGAAGGGUCAGGUGUGCGAUGUGGACAUCAAGUCCUGGUCGCCUUGCACCAGGGAAAACAACUACAGUUAUCACAAGAGUGCGCCGUGCAUUUUCCUCAAGCUCAACAAGAUCUAUGGCUGGAUACCAGAGUAUUACAAUGAAUCCCGGGACUUGCCCGAAUCCAUGCCAGUGAGCUUGAAGACCUACAUUGCCGAGAUCGAGAAGACGCAGCCACAAAAGUUGAAUACCAUUUGGGUAUCGUGCGAGGGCGAGAAUCCAGCUGACCAGGAAAACAUUGGAGCCGUAAAUUACCUGCCAAUCAGGGGCUUCCCCGGUUACUUUUAUCCCUACCAGAACUCCGAGGGCUACUUGAGUCCCUUGGUGGCCGUACACUUCCAGCGUCCCAAACGCGGAAUCAUCAUCAACGUUGAAUGCAAGGCUUGGGCUCGUAACAUCAUACAUGAUCGCAAGGAUCGGAUCGGUUCGGUUCACUACGAGCUCCUAAUCGAUUAAGAUGCAUCACACACUAUUACCUAUAACAUAAUUUAAAACAGAACAAUCUCCGAUGAGCAAGAAUCUUGGUCGCAGUGAGUGUGAGGAAGGCGUUAAUUAUCGUCUGAGACAAUCCUAGCAGAGGCAAGGCACCACAUUUGUUUGUUGUAGUAAAAAUUGUGAAUGGUUCAGAUUUCCGAUUGUAAUUCCAAAUUGUUAAUUGUAUUAUUCAAGUUCUCAAACAUACAAAUUAUACAAAUUAUAAUCAAGACUCGCAACGCCUAAAAUAUACAAAUUUUAAAUUUCAACAAUUUUUGUAUGCACUUUACGAUGAAUAUAGAGGACAUUAGAUUAGAAAACUGAACACUGAACACUAAAGAUGGGAAAUCAAUGAACAGGAUUGAAAUAGCCAAGCCUGAAUCUCAUUUAGAGCUAACGACAACACUAAAACAAUCAAAUGCAACAAAUUUACAGCAAUUAAUCCAAACUGCCAUUUCCAACAAAAUAAAAAACAAACAACAAACGAAUCAUUAGAUAUUAAAAUUUAUAAAGAAAAUUUAAAGAUUUCACUUUUGAGUCUGCUAUACCUGUAACUAACCAAAACAGACCAAUUUUGUCAACCAAAAAAUUAAUAUUUAAAGCUAGCUUCAGCAUAUACCAUAUUUAUUAAUAACUUAGUCAAAAGUGAACCCUCUAUGCAUCACAUUUUGAUCGAUGGCUAAAGAACAACAACAUUUGGAAACUUGUAACUUCGGUUAAUUUGUAAGUUUUUAAUAUAAUAAUUGCGAAGAGAGAAAUUUAAGGAUUUAACUCUAAUUGAAACGGCUAAGAGACAAGAGUUACGUUCAAAUCUUUUUCAAUAAAAAUCAAAUGAAAUUAGUCAGAAAAA
Drosophila eugracilis is the source of this 1980-nucleotide messenger RNA. RefSeq names its product sodium/potassium-transporting ATPase subunit beta-2 (gene nrv2). The coding region runs from base 144 to 1112 and encodes 322 amino acids. Gene Ontology annotation, molecular function: ATPase activator activity. Gene Ontology annotation, biological process: intracellular sodium ion homeostasis; potassium ion import across plasma membrane; intracellular potassium ion homeostasis. The transcript has 7 exons. Gene Ontology annotation, cellular component: sodium:potassium-exchanging ATPase complex. Lineage: Eukaryota; Metazoa; Arthropoda; Insecta; Diptera; Drosophilidae. The record is from RefSeq and is a predicted model, not a curated record.